This is a messenger RNA of Stylophora pistillata, 1382 nucleotides long. RefSeq lists its product as uncharacterized. The record is from RefSeq and is a predicted model, not a curated record. Lineage: Eukaryota; Metazoa; Cnidaria; Anthozoa; Scleractinia; Pocilloporidae.
UUGGCCUGAACAACCAUGGUUUGUGAUAUAAGCAGGUCUGCGAAAAUUGCUGGAGUAGUGUUCAUUGCUGCAAUCAUCUUUAUUGGCGCAAUGGUUGGGACUUCGUUACGAAAGCUGAGCACGGAAGAAGUUGGUGUGGCGUACAAUAUCCAUGAGAAGAAGCUGUCAUCUGAGGUGAAGAGGGAGGGGCUUCACUCUGGUUCCCCUGGUUACCGAUUCAUCAUCUUUCCCAGUGUGUUUCAGAGCAUAAGUUUUGAAGAGCUGGAGUGUCUUAACAAAGACGGUAUUGAGAUCGAGUUGAACGUACAGUUUCAGUAUCGGGCUCGACCCAAGGAACUCCGAGAUCUUAUAUUGCAGUUUAAGGACAAAGACAGCUACUUGAAACUACUAAAGAGCAUUGCGGAGUCCGCUACCCAAGAUUCUUGUAGUGCGUUCAAUACCACACACCUACAGUCUGAAAGAGCUUCCUUUCAAGAUCUCGUACGUAAAACAAUUGGUCGAAGAUUUGGCAGUGUGGGAGCUGAUGUAGAAGACCUUCAGGUUCAAAACAUCAUGCGCCCCGAAUCCUACGAAAAAGUCAUCCGAACCAAAGAAGCCGCCAAAGAAAACAUAAAGAUAGCAGAAAGUGAGCGUCCUCGCCUUGUUGUGCAAGCAAAAACUGAGAAAGAAGAAGCUGUAAAGCAAGCUGAGAUCACCAUUCAGCGUGCGGAGUCUGAAGCGAGGGUGCUCUUAUCCAAGGCGGAAGCAGAAGCCAGCAGUAUCAGAGCAGCAUACGCUGCAGAAACGGCAGCAUUCCAGCAGCUCCAGAACGAAACCCUCAGUAACAGUGUAGCAGGGCUUUUGUCGUAUCUUGGAGUGCGACUCAUCGCUGAAAACAAUAAUACUGUUAAUGUAGCGCUGGAGGCUCCAGCUAAAACUAAGUAUACCUACACCUAACCCUUCAGCACCCAACGACUAAGUUGUAAUUCACUCUGGAAGCUGCUAUAGAUUUCCUUUUGAGGAUUCUAAGUGAUAUUAACAUAUUCCAACCGGCAAGUUAUAUGUGAUCAGUUCUUGAGUCAAGGGUUAGAAAGGAACAAUGUAAGCAAGCCCCUGUGAUGAACAGGGUUGUUAAAGUCAAGUCGUAAAAUUCUGUUUAGUACAGAUUUACCUGAGCUCAGCUUAGGCUAUAAUUAGCCCAUCUUAGCUCUCUUUGGUUGCAGUAAAAUGCCAGAGAAUGCAUAGGCUAAAACAAACAAACAAACAAACACAGAAGGAAAGACAAGCUUGAGAUCUUUUAUCUGAGCUUAUUUCAAGUUUUAAGAGAAGAGAGAUGUCCUCGAUAAAACGUUGUUGUAAUUGCAAUUGAAAGCGCAAUAAAUAAAACAGUCAGUGGCAGUGAA